Messenger RNA from Rhopilema esculentum, 2247 nucleotides. Its product is annotated as transmembrane protein 248. Lineage: Eukaryota; Metazoa; Cnidaria; Scyphozoa; Rhizostomeae; Rhizostomatidae. The record is from RefSeq and is a predicted model, not a curated record.
AUCGAUACCGAACCAAAUCUGUGGUAGGAGAUAGAAUGAAAAUUCGGCGAAAACAAAUAGCUGGAGAAGAUACGUGCAAAAAAGUUGACUCGAUAGAUCCAAAGGCCAAUUGAUAUUCCGUCUAGAGUGUGCUGUUCGCACUAACAAUUUUACAAAGAGCACUACAAACAUGUUUGGUUUGUGCAUUCCAUGAACCUGCGUGACUUUGAAGACGCUGUGCUGUAUCUUCAGUACGAGUAUGUCAUCACCUGAAAGGAAAUCGGUUUAUCGCAACUUAGUUGGAUUUGUAUACACAAGACCGCCAUGGGUUAUCUUUACCAUCUUUCUUGGCGUUUUUGCAUUUGGAUUCUUUGCACUUGGUUACUACGUACAGCAUAGCAAUAUUGUCGAUGCAGAUUCUUCAAAGGGUUGGAAUAGCCUGUACUCCAACUUGACAUCGUUGGUGUUUUGCUUGAAUUCCUCAUCUACAGCAGACUUGCCUAGUUCUUUGACAGAUGAUGAAUACAACCAAGACUUUGAAUUCAUCAAUAUCUCUUUGCCAUUUGUGCUAAGAGUCAGGCCUUAUCUUGGGUCCUUUGCAACUAACACAAGUGAUUUGGUUGGGCUUUUACCAAACACAUAUUUCAAAUUUGGUAGGAAGUUUCAACAUGAAAGUCAAUUUUGGAUUUCAUUGGAUUCCAGUUACUUAUUCGGACACUGUGUUUUGGAUGAAGAUGAGGGUAGCACAAGGUGCCAGGAAGUCACAUACCCUGCAUGUGUCACAAUAUCCCUGCCAAGUGUUAUAACACCUCUCAUGAGACCAAGAAGUUGUAACAACACUAUUAACUCAGCUGUUCCUUCAAUAGCAGUAGCAGUUGGUAAAAAGAACACGAAUGACCGUGAUAAAAGGCAAGAUGAGUCAGAGAAGUCAAUCUGUCAUGGGCAGAUUGAAGUAUCCCUUUCAAAAGAAAGGACAUAUGAUUCUCAAGUGAUGCUGAGCCUUGCUGAGAAGACCCGUCUUAAUCUAAAACUUCAGCUAGCAAGCUACUUUCUCUUUGUCAUCUUUUUGUCUUUUGUUCUUUUUGCUGCCAUCAGAGGGAAACCUGUGAAACAACUAAAAAAGAUCAUCAGCUGACCUCAUACUUACAAUGAUGGGGCUUUCCUUGGAUUCAUAUGCCAUUGCAGGCUGCUUGCUCUUUGUUUUUAACAUUCCAAAAAUUGAAAUUUAUGUUUGUGUGAGGUACACUUCAAGGCAGAAGCUGGGUGGAAGAGACUAAUGAUAACUUAUGUUGAUAUGAUUUCUCAUAAGUAGUAAUUGCCUUGUUUAAUCAGUUGUUGUGGAACUUAGUAAGGUCCAGCUCGAAUAUGUUUUAGUUUCAGAAACUGAAGUAUUUAAGUUUCAUGAUGCUGGAGUAAUUGAGAACUCAAGUUUAAUUUUUUUACAUUUAUUGCAACGUUUGCAACUUGCUAAUCAUUUAUUAAAUGAAACAUUUUGAUAGACAUGAUUGUCAGUUUAAACAAAAAUGGCUAUGAAGACUGGUGUUGCCUGUCUGAAGCCCGAGUUGUGCAACAUCAAAUUAAUAAUUAUGUGGUAAAGCUACUAAUUUCACUUAAAGGUAUGAGGUUGUACGGAGCCCCUGAAAGUAGACUGAGGUUUUUAAAACAAAGCCUGUUCACUGCAAAAGAUAUUUAGUUUUUUCUCGAUUUUAUUACGGAAUAGAAUGCUCGUGUUGUUAAUAUAUUUGUAAAACGUCUAAGGCGUAGGUUAUGAAAUGAAAAAGCUUAAUUAUGAUCUCCUGAUCCUUACAUAUGUUGUAUCUAAGCUAACGGAAACAAACUUAGAUUUCUUCACCCACCCUUUAAAUUGCCACUCCAAAGUACACUAAAAGCUAUAUAAUUCACCCCCUUCAGCAUGUCUCUCUGAUGCGAGCCCUGUGUUAGGUUGCCCGGUGUAAAAUACUGCCAAAUUGAAACAUAUUAUGAGACAAUUUUCAUACUUGAGUUGAGUCACAAAUCAUUUCAAUUACCUUUGAUAACGAUUCUUAGAUAUCAUGUUGUUGGUGAUAAUGUCUAAGCUGAUAAUUACACUGGAUUGAGAACUUUGACAACUUAGCUUUAAUAAAAGCGUUAUUGCUAAUGUGUACGACAUUUGUCUGUACGUUUUUGCAGAAACUUAGUUUAAAGACGCUUUGUAUAGAUGUGCAAGCACGAGGGCUAGUGAGACUUAAUCGAUUAAAAAUGUCUUGCAAUAUAAUUCUUGUCUCUGUC